GCUGUGAAAUCAGCAGUGCAGACCAUUACUGUAGGAGGAGUGGGUACAUCUCAAUUUAAGACAAUUAUUCCUUUGGCAACUGCACCCAAUGUUCAGCAGAUUCAGGUGCCUGGAAGCAAGUUCCAUUAUGUCAGACUUGUUACUGCUACAACAGCCAGUAGUUCGACCCAAUCGGCCAGUCAAAAUCCCAGUACGAAUACACAGCCUCUUCAACAGGCAAAGCCAGUGGUGGUGAAUGCAACCCCAGUGCGGAUGUCUGUUCCCAUAGUGCCAGCACAGACUGUGAAACAGGUGGUGCCCAAACCAAUCAACCCAACUUCCCAGAUAGUUACUACUAGUCAGCCCCAACAAAGACUUAUUAUGCCAGCCACUCCACUGCCACAAAUACAGCCCAACCUCACCAACCUCCCACCGGGCACUGUACUGGCACCAGCACCUGGCACAGGAAAUGUCGGAUAUGCAGUCCUUCCUGCUCAGUAUGUCACCCAGCUACAACAGUCAUCCUAUGUAUCCAUAGCAAGCAACACUGGCUUUACAGGGACAUCUAGUAUCCAGUCCCAGGCACGGCUGCCAUUCAACGGAAUAAUUCCUUCUGAAUCUGCAAACCGCCCCAGGAAGCCUUGCAAUUGUACUAAGUCUCUGUGUUUGAAAUUGUACUGUGAUUGCUUUGCCAACGGUGAAUUCUGCAAUAACUGCAACUGUACAAAUUGUUACAACAACCUGGACCAUGAAAAUGAUAGGCAAAAAGCAAUAAAGGCCUGCCUUGACAGAAACCCUGAAGCCUUCAAGCCCAAAAUAGGGAAAGGAAAGGAAGGAGAAUCGGAUCGGAGACACAGCAAAGGGUGUAACUGUAAACGCUCAGGAUGUCUCAAAAACUACUGCGAAUGUUAUGAGGCAAAAAUCAUGUGUUCUUCCAUAUGCAAAUGCAUUGGCUGUAAAAAUUUUGAAGAAAGCCCAGAGCGAAAGACGUUGAUGCAUUUAGCAGAUGCUGCAGAAGUUAGGGUCCAGCAGCAGACCGCUGCAAAGACCAAGUUAUCUUCCCAGAUCUCAGAUCUGCUGACAAGGCCAACACCAGCACUCAGCAGUGGUGGCGGGAAGCUGCCCUUCACGUUCGUAACCAAGGAGGUAGCUGAUGCAACCUGCGAAUGCCUUCUUGCACAGGCAGAGCAAGCGGAAAAGAUGGGCAAGUCAAAAGCUGCAGCAGAGCGCAUGAUCCUGGAGGAGUUCGGACGCUGUUUGAUGAGAGUUAUUAACUCUGCAGGGAAGUCCAAAAGUGACCCUUGUGCCAUGAACUGCUGACUCAUGCACAUGCGCCACAACAAAGUGGACUGAACAGAACACUUAAGGCACAGGGACACUUUGGUUUGGUAUAGAACAUUUAAUAAUAUUUGUUAAUUUGGUGCUUGUUGUAAAUUGACCUGCAUAAAAUUGAAACAAGAAAAUCUUUUAUAACGAGA
Messenger RNA from Tauraco erythrolophus (red-crested turaco), 1457 nucleotides. Lineage: Eukaryota; Metazoa; Chordata; Aves; Musophagiformes; Musophagidae. The record is from RefSeq and is a predicted model, not a curated record.